Clarias gariepinus (North African catfish) is the source of this 3483-nucleotide messenger RNA. RefSeq names its product activin receptor type-1C. The record is from RefSeq and is a predicted model, not a curated record. Gene Ontology annotation, molecular function: ATP binding; activin receptor activity, type I. The coding region runs from base 80 to 1558 and encodes 492 amino acids. Gene Ontology annotation, cellular component: activin receptor complex; plasma membrane. The transcript is spliced from 9 exons. Gene Ontology annotation, biological process: protein phosphorylation; activin receptor signaling pathway; cellular response to growth factor stimulus. NCBI's taxonomy places the organism in Eukaryota, Metazoa, Chordata, Actinopteri, Siluriformes, Clariidae.
GGCCCAUGGCGAGGCAGCCGGGUUGCUAGCGGAGCCGCGCGUGCAUGUGUGUGCGUGUGUCUCGCGGAUGUAGCAGCGCAUGGAUCGUUUCGGUCUCAGGUGCGCGGCGCUGCUGCUGGCGGUGACGCUCGCGCCGCUUGUCGCAGCACUUAAAUGUGUGUGCCAGCUGUGUGCGAAUCACACCUGUGAGACGGAGGCUGAGGGAGCAUGCUGGAACUCAGUGAUGCUCAUCAAUGGAAAGGAGGAGGCCUUAAAGUCCUGCCUGACCCCCAACGAGCUUAAGGGACAGGUGUUCUGCUACAGCUCCAAAGAUGUGUCAAAACGCAACUGCUGCUUCACUGAUUUCUGCAACAAUGAAACACUUCACUUACGCCCAGAAAUACCCUCUGAGGUCUCUGACUGGGGCCGGCUGGAGUUAUCGGCUGUGAUCCUGGUACCGUCCUGCCUGCUGUGUGUUGGUGUGUUUCUGGGUGUGUGUGCCGUCCGGAACCAGCGCUGCCUGCACAGCAAGAGCCGAAACCAGGAUCCAGAGGAGCCGCUGGACGACCAGAGUCUCGUGUCGUCAGAGAAAUGCCUGAAAGACCUUAUUUAUGACAUGACCACGUCAGGCUCAGGAUCAGGGCUGCCACUGCUGGUACAGAGGACAAUAGCACGAACCAUAGUGCUGCAAGAGAGCAUCGGUAAGGGUCGUUUUGGAGAGGUGUGGCGAGGGAAGUGGCGGGGAGAAGACGUGGCUGUAAAGAUCUUCUCUUCCCGGGAUGAACGCUCCUGGUUCCGUGAGGCCGAGAUCUACCAGACCAUCAUGCUAAGGCAUGAGAACAUCUUGGGCUUCAUAGCAGCUGAUAACAAGGAUAACGGUUCAUGGACUCAGCUCUGGCUGGUGUCAGAGUAUCAUGAACACGGAUCACUGUUUGACUACCUGAACAGAUACACAGUGUCUAUAGACGGCAUGAUCGUCCUAGCACUGUCCAUCGCCAGCGGCCUGGCUCACCUUCACAUGGAGAUCAUCGGCACUCAGGGAAAACCAGCUAUCGCUCACAGAGAUAUAAAGUCCAAGAACAUCUUGGUGAAAAAGAACAGCACUGCGGUUAUCGCUGACCUGGGCCUAGCGGUCAAACAUGACUCCACCACCAACACUAUUGACAUCCCGGCUAACCACAGAGUGGGCACCAAGAGGUACAUGGCUCCUGAGAUUCUGGAUGACACCAUUAACAUGAGCAGCUUCGAGUCGUUUAAGCGGGCUGAUAUCUAUUCUCUGGGUCUGGUUUUCUGGGAGCUGGCCAGAAGAUGUUCAGUCAGAGGGAUACAUGAUGAUUUCCAGCUGCCUUAUUAUGACCUGGUGCCUUCUGAUCCGUCAGUAGAGGACAUGAGGAGGGUCGUGUGUGAGCAGAAGCUGCGGCCGAACAUCCCCAAUCAGUGGCAGAGCUGCGAGGCCCUGCGAGUGAUGGGUAAGAUCAUGAGGGAGUGCUGGUUCACCAACUCGGCAGCUCGUCUCACUGCGCUCCGUGUCAAGAAAACCGUCUCUCAGGUGACAGUCAUUAAAGAUGUUAAAGAAUAGCACACACACUACACAUUUAAAGACGCUCAUGACCUCUGAGCGACCCCUUCAUCCCCAAUUAAGGGACCACAUGUCAGAAGUCCAUGAUGUCGAACACUCUGCCGCCAGACUGAGAGUGAGAAGGAUAUCGAGCUGCUCAGAGCGAACCUGGACUCAUUUAGAGAGUGCAGAAGGUGCAGGGAGUCUGCAGAGAAACUGUGAACGUUUUGUAUAUGAGCAAGAAUUCUAUCAUUAUCUGGAUGACAUACUAAACACUGCCUCAUUUCAAUCUUUUUUUCAUUUCCUUUCUUUUUUUCUCUCUCUUUAUUUUUUCCUUUACAGCCUCUUAACUCCUUUUAUCUCGUCUCGUUUGGUCUCUUUCCUUUCUCACUCCUCCAGUGGCUUUUGAUGUUUUUUCUAUUUGCUGCAGCACAUGAAAAGCUGUACCCAAUCACUCCGCAUUUUUCAGUAAUGUGACAGUUAAUGUGUUAACAAUGUAUGCCGAUAUGCCAGUUCAUUAUCUACCAGGGAGCUUUUCUUACAGACCGUUUUAUCGGGUAAAAACUACAGUAUCCCUGCAGGAACCCCUAACGUUGUAUGGUGUUGUCAUUACGAGAGGUGUUCAAGUCAAACCAAGACUUUUGAUUGUGCAGUUUAACAGAACACAGAUAUUAAAGUACAACUUCCCUUUAUUUCUCUAUAUAAUCCACUGCUACACUAAUGCACUUAUCCCAGCAUUUUACUAAUGCUUGGACACCAUCAAGGUAUCCAAACCCAAAAAGGUUUUAGGCUCCAUCCAAAACACAACAUCAGGAUUUUUUUUUUUUUUACACAAAAUGCACUUAAUACAAUGUUGCAAAUGCAACCUUAAAACAACAGAAUAUCAGCAUUUACUCAUAGCGUUUCGAACGUUAAGGUCCCGAAGCCUAAGUCUGCAUGUUCUUCCCGUGUUUGGUGGGUUUUCUCCGCAUACUCCGGCCUCCUCCACAGUCCAAAGACUAGCAGAUUAGUGUCACUGCCAUUCCCAAAUUGCCCGUAGUGUGUGAAUGAGAGUGUGAGUGUGUGUGCCCUGCGAUAGGUUGCCCCCUGCUAUCCAGGGUGAACCCUGCCUUGUGCCCUAAGUCUCCUGGGAUAGUCUCCAGGGCCCCUGCAACCCUUUAACGGGAUAGAGCGGUAUAGACUAUGAAUGAGUGAGUGAGUGGUUUGAUGGCGAGUUUCCAACGUUGUGUCCGUCAAGUAGUCAACACUGGUCCAGCAUUACUUUAGCAAAACAACCUGGCACUAAAGGUGUCCCAACAUCUGUAGUAUUGUCAAAUUAACAUUUCCAUAACAUUUUUAAGGCUAAAAUUUUCUGUUGGGUUUGGUUACUUUUGUCAAUCUUCAAGGACAGAUUGUAGCUCAACUGUUGGUCUGCUCAAACCAUAUUCAUUAGUGAAAAGGGAACACCGUAUGACUAUAAUCGCACAAAUAUUAUCUGAAUGGUGAAACUUUUCAGGACAGCAAAGACGGCGAUGUGGUUGUGUGUGUGUGUGUGGUCCUGCUAUGAGUGUAUCAAGUAUAGCAGUGAACCCUGAGUUUUUAUGUAUCUAUGUCACUGCUGGAUAUCCAUCAACCAAAAAUAUCCACCCAGUCUACAGCUAUGCUUCAGCCAGAACCUGACACUAAUGAUGGGUCCAACAAAAUGUUUUAGGUGUACAGUUUUUCCUGUUGUAUUAAUGUUUCCAUUGCAACAAGAAACACAUGCUUAUUUUUGUAAUUAUUUCAGUUUUGGUCUUGUCUCCACGUCUUUUACCGUCAUUGCUUUUCUUCCUCAAUUGCCUACACCUUUUUUUUAUGUUUCUUUGUUCAUGCCUAUGAAUUUUUGUGUGUGUUCUGCGUAUGCAUAAUACACACGUGAUUUUCUCUAUAAGCGAACCCACACGGCGGCAUGGUGGUGUAGUGGAUAG